This is a messenger RNA of Sitophilus oryzae (rice weevil), 1674 nucleotides long. Its product is annotated as runt-related transcription factor 1-like. The transcript has 4 exons. Gene Ontology annotation, cellular component: nucleus. NCBI's taxonomy places the organism in Eukaryota, Metazoa, Arthropoda, Insecta, Coleoptera, Curculionidae. The record is from RefSeq and is a predicted model, not a curated record. Bases 262 to 1665 code for a protein of 467 amino acids. Gene Ontology annotation, biological process: regulation of DNA-templated transcription. Gene Ontology annotation, molecular function: DNA-binding transcription factor activity, RNA polymerase II-specific; RNA polymerase II cis-regulatory region sequence-specific DNA binding; ATP binding.
UUCAAUCAAUUUCUUACUCCAUCGCUGCAAUUUGGUUUAAUUAAAUCAAUUGACAAUGCAUUGGCCAAAUGAGAUGUGGUGACAAAACAACCAAACAUAUACGAAGAGAUGGAAUGAUACGCAUCAAUCAAAUGUUUGCAUUUUACAGUCGCCUCCACACGUCAUUUUAAGUCAUUUUGCCAGUUUGCUUGAUCAAAUUAUUACCUAGUAAGAAUAUAAUUUGGACUUCGCCGAUUUUUGGAUAAGGAAAAUUCUAUUGUAAUGCAUUCGGGCGAGGUGAGUUCAACAACAGGUCAUUAUGAUUUGAAAUAUACAAAUUUAACUGCUGAAAUGCUAGCAGAGAGAACCAUAGAUGGUCUGUUGGCUGAACACCCUGGGGAGUUAGUACGUACAGGUUGUCCACAUGUAGUGUGUACAGUAUUACCUCCACAUUGGCGAUCAAAUAAGACUUUGCCAGUCGCCUUCAAGGUAGUGGCUUUAGGCGAAGUGGGUGAUGGAACGAUGGUAACAGUAAAAGCUGGAAAUGACGAAAACUAUUGCGCUGAAUUAAGAAAUGCAACGGCCAUUAUGAAAAACCAAGUAGCCAAAUUUAACGACCUCCGUUUUGUGGGGAGAAGUGGAAGAGGGAAGAGUUUUACCCUGACCAUAAUAGUAUCUACUUCUCCACCUCAAGUAGCAACAUAUAAUAAAGCAAUCAAGGUUACAGUUGAUGGUCCUAGAGAGCCAAGAUCCAAAACAAGACAAGCCGGUUUUCAUAACUUUCCAUUUGCAACAAGACCUUUUCACACUGAUCCGUUAACUGGAAGUUUACAUUUCAAAUUUAGUGGUAUUGCACAUCAUUUAUCUGCGAUAUCUAGAAACCCUCACGAGUGGCCGUUACUAGGUACCAGAUACAAUUGUUCUCCUGCCUCAAUAAUACCACAAUUACGACAUCAUCCGCCACAUUUUCAUUCGCCCUUGUUUAUACACUCAGAUCGGCAAGUGAAUACUUCGACAAAAAUAGCUAAAGAUCCGUCCAUAGUUUCUCUGGGUCCCAUAUCAAUCAACUGUAAUACUGCACACAGUACAACAUCUCCAAAAUGUUCACCAGCCCAACUUGAGUUGUUAACUACAGCAGAUGGUUCUAAAUCAUCAAACGAAGACGACAUAUCAGUUAGUGCAUCACCAACACCUAUACAAGCUCCUACAUCAUUUCCUGAUGUACCUACAUCAGAGUAUACUAGUCAACAGCAUUUCCUUAAUAACGCGUUGGCGGCAAGUCUGUUUUUAAGCACACCACUUUUACCCCCACCGAGCCAGUGGUUUUAUUCCCAGCUUUAUUCGAACGAGUGGAACUGGUUAAAUACACCCCAUUCUGGUUUAUUAUCAUCGCCUAUUGAAGAAAGUAGUUCACAAUACCCAGAUAGUUCAAGUGAAAACAUCGAUGUGUUACAUAUUAAUGAAGAAAAAUGCACAGAAAACAGUUCCGACGAUUGUCUUCAUUCAACACAGAAAACCGGUAAAAAAAGUUCACAAGAAGAUGGAAACCUAAAUUAUAAAUUUGACCGACAAACUACUAUGCCUUUAGCGAAACAGAUUGAAGAAUUAAGUUCUACAAAGAAGGAAAGCAAUAAAAGUAUUAGGGUUAGCUAUACUAAAGGCUCUGAUGUGUGGAGACCCUAUUGAUUCAAUUGA